Messenger RNA from Cricetulus griseus (Chinese hamster), 2624 nucleotides. NCBI's taxonomy places the organism in Eukaryota, Metazoa, Chordata, Mammalia, Rodentia, Cricetidae. The record is from RefSeq and is a predicted model, not a curated record.
GUUCCUAUUGGCUCAUAGCAGGAGUGUCAAGAUGGCGGCGGCAGCUACCUGCGGCGCGGGAGUCCUCAGCUCUGGGUGCGUGGCAUCCACAGCCGGCCGGAGCAGCACCACCAGCUUUCAGAGGAGGAGCAAGGCCUCUGGGGCUGACGGAGGUGGCCCUCGGCUGCUGUCCAUUGCGGGCACUCGACCGUCGGUGCGGAAUGGACAGCUGCUGGUGUCAACCGGGCUCCCAGCCCUGGACCAGCUCUUAGGUGGAGGUUUAGCUGUUGGAACAGUUCUUCUGAUUGAAGAAGAUAAAUACAGUAUUUAUUCACCUUUGCUCUUCAAGUAUUUCCUGGCAGAAGGAAUUGUCAAUGGGCAUACUCUGUUGGUUGCAUCUGCCAAAGAAAAGCCUGCCGACAUUUUACAGGAACUCCCUGCACCACUACUUGAUGACAAUGGUAAAAAAGAGCUUGAAGAUGUUCAUAAUUCUAAAACACCAGAAUCAGAUGUUAACAUGAAAAUAGCCUGGCGAUACCAGUUGCAACCCAAGAUGCAGGUUGGGCCAGUGUCAUCUUCACGAUUUGGUCACUAUUAUGAUGUAUCAAAAAGGAUUCCUCAGGAGCUACUAGGAAGUUCAAAAUGGCAUGGAUUCUUCCUCCCAGAACACAUAACUUCAGAUCUUAAAGGAGAACCCUGUUCUUUGUCAGGAGACUAUAUGAAACUGCUUCAGUUCAUCCAGAACAUCAUUUAUACUGAAGGAUUUGAUGGAUCUAAUCCCCAGAAAAAACAGAAAAACAUUUUAAGAAUAGGAAUUCAGAACUUUGGUUCACCAUUUUGGGGAGAUGACAUUUGCUGCACAGAAAACUCUGACAACAGUCACAGGCUUACCAAGUUCUUCUAUGUUCUCCGUGGUCUUCUAAGAACCUCGCUGUCAGCCUGUAUCAUCACGAUGCCAACACAUCUGAUCCAGAAUAAAGCAAUUACUGCUCGUGUGAGAAAUUUGUCAGAUACAGUAGUUGGUCUGGAAUCUUUUAUUGGUUCAGAGAAAGAAACCAACUCAUUAUAUAAGGAUUAUCAUGGUUUGAUCCAUAUACGGAAGAUUCCUCGGCUUAAUAACUUGACUUGUGAUGAAUCGGAUGUCAAAGACUUAGCUUUUAAGUUAAAACGGAAGCUGUUCACCAUUGAGGGGUGGGUCUGGAACUCAAAUAUCUGCCUGUCUCUGCCUCCUGAGUGCUUGGAAAAAGCGACUGCAUUUGCCUCCAGACUUGUCAGACACAGUGAGUCGCUCAAGCAAACAGGAUCUGGCAGAAUCCGCCAAGCUGCUGGGCCCAGGCUGUGGCAUGAUGGCCGGAGGCAGGAAGCACCUGGACUUCUAGGGAAUCCUCCUUAGUAACUGCAUGCGGAAUUAUCUGACACCCUAAUUAUGAUUGCAAAUAGCUUAUGUAAAUAUUUUUCUUAAUGAUUUGACCCUCCAAUCUUUGAAAAACACAGGAUUACAAAAUGGAGCCAUCAUUCUUCUGUUUAGUUUGUUUCAUUGUUUUUUUCCACCAACUUUUGUACAAAAAUAAUACAGCAGAAAUACCAUCAUUUGACAUUUAGCUGCUGUUGUGUAUUUUAAAAUACUAAUUAAUUUUUAAAUAAACACCAAAAACAAUACCCCAAACCAUGAUGUGCCUUAGAGUGCUCAUUGGUUUAUGUAAACUGUAGCAAUGGGAUGAUGAUGACAUUCUGUGAUGGUAACAUGCAUGUUGCACCCUGUGGAUUGUAGAAUGUGAAUUCAAGUUGUGUGUGAUACAUUAGUCUGUGUUUUUGAAAAACUACUAAGGCUUUUUUUAAAAAAUGUUUUGUUUGCUAGUAUAUAAAAGAAUUUGCAUCUGUAUGUCCUGUUGUUUAAAGUGGUGAAGACAAAAAACAUAUUUGGGGGAUUUCGUCUUAAUUGCCCCCACACAAUAGUUAGUGCAUACAGAGCUUGACUACACAAAAGCAGCUGGGUGGACUGCUGUCCUAAAGUUCUAAGUAAUUGACAUCAGUACUGGGAAAUUAUGUCAACAGACAAAAUUCAAGACUGAAAUUCAAGCUGGCAGCUACACUAACGUUGAGGUCCCAGAGAUGGGUACGGAAGCCCCGUGAGCAGGUUACAGAAUGUGGGUCUAAGACAAAGUGAAAAACUGAAACAAACUCGGAUUUCCAUUGUGUCACCUAAACCCUUUGUUAACUAUGAGCAUUGGCUGAGCAUGUUAAUGAAUCUCUAACCAUAUAACAUGUCUUGGGAACACAGUAUAUGGAUCAAGUUUUCAUGUAAAACACUAGGGUUUGGUGUCAUAGGUCCAUAUUCUUGAAGGGCUUGACAAAUGAUAGGUACAAAGUGAAAGUUAGAAAGCAACUUGCAUGUAUUUAAAGACUCAAGUUUUUUCAAAAAGAUGUUUAACAUCUAUUGGCAGAAAUUGAAUUUCCAAAAUACAUUUUCAAAUAAAUUAGAAUAUUUUGAAGCACCUUUAACUAACGUUUUAAGCAGUUUCCUUUUAAUAUACCACAAAUUAUAUUCUAUUUGCUCUUGACAACAUUGUGGAAAACAAAGACUGGGUUUUUAAAACUGUCUAACCAAUAUGAUGAAUGUCAGUCACUGAAAAAAAAAAAAAGCC